Messenger RNA from Leishmania major strain Friedlin, 1230 nucleotides. Its product is annotated as putative cystathione gamma lyase. Gene Ontology annotation, cellular component: cytoplasm. NCBI's taxonomy places the organism in Eukaryota, Euglenozoa, Kinetoplastea, Trypanosomatida, Trypanosomatidae. Gene Ontology annotation, molecular function: pyridoxal phosphate binding; carbon-sulfur lyase activity. The transcript has a single exon. The coding region runs from base 1 to 1230 and encodes 409 amino acids. Gene Ontology annotation, biological process: transsulfuration. The record is from RefSeq and is a predicted model, not a curated record.
AUGUCCUCGCAGCAGCACCUUGUCUCUGACUUCACGGCCGGCUCCGGCUCGUGGCUGCCGCAGUCGCAGGGCUUCGACACCCUGCAGGUGCACGCCGGCGUCCGCCCCGACCCGGUCACGGGUGCCAUCCUCACCCCAAUCUACCAGUCCACCACGUUCGUGCAGGAGUCGAUCAACAGCUACCAGGCGAAGGGCUACUCCUACACUCGCUCUGCCAACCCUACGGUGGCUGUGCUGGAGCAGAAGCUGUGCGCUUUGGAGAACGGCAGCUACUGUACGGUGUACAACACCGGCAUGGCUGCGACCACCACGGCUAUCUCAUCCUUCAUGAACGCCGGAGACCACGCGAUCUUGACGAACUGCUGCUACGGUGGCACGAACCGCGCCUGCCGUGUGUUCUUCAGCCGCCUCGGGAUGGAGUUCACCUUCGUUGACAUGCGCGAUCCCCAGAACGUCAUCGAUUCCAUCAAACCCAACACAAAGUUGGUGAUCAGCGAGACGCCCGCGAACCCGACGCUGAUACUCAUCGACGUCGCUGCUGUGUCGAAGAUAUGCAAAGAGAGGGGUAUCGUGCAUAUGUGCGACAACACGUUCGCCACAGCCUACAUCAUGCGCCCGCUCGACCACGGCGCUGAUGUCACACUGAUCAGCACAACCAAGUACGUGGACGGCCACGACAUGACCGUGGGCGGCGCCCUCGUCACAAACAGCAAGGAACUGGAUGCAAAGGUGCGCCUGACCCAGAACAUCCUUGGCAACGUCAUGAGCCCUCAGGUGGCCUUCCUGCAGCUGCAGACGGUGAAGACAAUGUCGCUGCGCGUGACGAAGCAGAGCCACAACGCUCAGAAAAUUGCGGAGUUCCUGGAGACGCACCGCGCUGUGGACCGUGUCGUGUACCCGGGCCUUGCUUCCCACCCACAGAAGGAGCUGGCCGACCGGCAGCACCGCAACAACCUGCACGGCGGCAUGCUCUGGUUUGAGGUCAAGGGCGGGACUGCCGCUGGUCGUCGCCUGAUGGACACCGUGCCGCGCCCAUGGUCCCUGUGCGAGAAUCUUGGUGCCUCGGAGAGCAUCAUCACCUGCCCGUCUGUCAUGACCCACGCGAACAUGACGAGCGAGGACCGCAUGAAGGUGGGCAUCACAGACGGAUUCGUGCGUGUGAGCUGCGGUAUCGAGGACGUCGAUGACCUCAUCGCCGCUCUCAAGGUCGCCAUGGAUGCCCUCGUCUAG